Bombus terrestris (buff-tailed bumblebee) is the source of this 1941-nucleotide messenger RNA. It is a transcript of the gene TpnT, whose product is annotated as troponin T. Lineage: Eukaryota; Metazoa; Arthropoda; Insecta; Hymenoptera; Apidae. Bases 164 to 1360 code for a protein of 398 amino acids. Gene Ontology annotation, cellular component: troponin complex. Gene Ontology annotation, molecular function: tropomyosin binding. Gene Ontology annotation, biological process: muscle contraction; regulation of muscle contraction; sarcomere organization. The transcript is spliced from 14 exons. The record is from RefSeq and is a predicted model, not a curated record.
AAGCUCUUCCGUGCGUGCCUGUUGAGAAGCAUCUCUUGCUCGGCUGGUGCCCCGAGGCGAACCCUCAUACCACACGUCAUACACACACACACAUCUCCCACCCACCCACACAACAUUGCCACACACAUUCACACCGUUCGAGUUACCGUAACCACCAGCAAACAUGUCUGACGACGAGGAGCAAUACUCGCAGCCGGAGAGGAAGAUCGAGGGUAGGGCGUCCCAAAAGGAGUCUGGGGAGAAUAUCGAGUUUAUGAAGAGGCAAGAACAGAAAAGGAGCGACCUAGACGAACAGCUUAAGGAAUACAUCGCAGAAUGGCGGAAACAGAGAGCCAAGGAGGAGGAAGAACUGAAGAGAUUGAAGGAGAAGCAAGCGAAGCGCAAGAUUACUCGCGCGGACGAGGAGAAGAGAUUGGCUCAGAAAAAGAAGGAGGAGGAAGAACGUCGCCAACGUGAAAUCGAGGAAAAGAAGCAACGCGAUAUUGAGGAAAAGAGAAAACGUUUGGAAGAAUCAGAAAAGAAACGUCAGGCUAUGAUGCAAGCGAUGAAAGAUCAAGCGAACAAGAAGGGCCCCAACUUUACCAUCACUAGGAAAGAUCUAGCAGGUAACCUUACGUCGGCGCAACUGGAACGCAACAAGACGAAAGAACAGCUGGAAGAGGAAAAGAAGAUUUCGCUGAGCAUUCGCAUCAAACCCUUGGAAAUCGAUGGUAUGUCCAUUGAGAAGCUCCGGUUCAAGGCUACCGAACUCUGGGAUACCAUUGUCAAGCUGGAGACCGAGAAAUAUGAUCUUGAAGAGCGACAGAAACGCCAGGACUAUGACCUUAAAGAAUUAAAGGAACGUCAGAAGCAGCAACUGAGGCACAAGGCUUUGAAGAAAGGUCUUGAUCCCGAAGCCCUCACCGGCAAGUACCCCCCUAAGAUCCAAGUGGCCUCCAAAUACGAACGUCGAGUGGAUACCAGGUCUUAUGACGAUAAGAAGAAGCUCUUCGAGGGUGGCUAUGACACGCUUCUAGCGGAGUACAACGAGAAACUAUGGAAACAGAAAACAGAACAGUUCAUGAAGCGUAACAAAACGAAAUUGCCGAAGUGGUUCGGCGAGAGGCCAGGCAAGAAACCAGGAGACCCCGAAUCUCCAGAAGGCGAAGAAGACGUGAAGGCUGCGGCUGAAGACGAAGAGCUUGAGGAACCACAAUUCGAAGAAGAAGAAGAGGAGGAGGAGGAAGAGGAGGAGGAAGAAGAAGAGGAAGAGAAGAAGGAGGGUGAGGGUGAAGGCGAGGAAGAGGAGGAAGAAGAAGAAGAGGAGGAGGAAGAAGAAGAGGAAGAGGAAGAGGAGGAGGAGGAGGAAGAGGAAGAAUAGACGCCUCUUUCCAAAGAUCAGCAACACCUAACCAAAGAUUUAAUCGAUCGAUCACCAAGAAAUAUCGAAACAUCCUACGAACCAUUGAAAUAUAAUAGUCGUGGCUACAGUAGAGACAACAAUGGCGAACCAUUUUCCCAGAAUCUCGUUGUUAUAGGUAGCUUUUUGUUUUGAGCUUUUAUUGCGACAUCGGAGUAAUCGUACGAAGACGGUUCAAGAAAGAAAGACGAACGGUCUACACGUUAUAUUUUUCCGUGAAAAAAUCUAACCUAUAACGGUGAGAAUUCCGGUGAGAUAAAACACGCUGUUACUACCUCUCGGCUGUUCUACCACUACUACUUCUAUUACUAUUACUCUACUACUUCUAUUACUACUACAAUUAUUAUUAUUAUAUUGUACAAAAAAUACACGCACACACAUUAUCAAAAUAAAAAAAGAAGAGGUUUAUCGUGUACGAUUUCCGCGAGGAAACUUUCCUACCCCAGGAGAAGACCUUGAUUUGUUACGCACACUGACACUUGUAAUCACGAUUGUAAAUUAAGAGGCCUAUGGAAAAAACUGUUCCGAAUUCAAGACUUCAA